Messenger RNA from Hemibagrus wyckioides, 1650 nucleotides. RefSeq names its product cilia- and flagella-associated protein 251-like. The record is from RefSeq and is a predicted model, not a curated record. The transcript has 2 exons. Lineage: Eukaryota; Metazoa; Chordata; Actinopteri; Siluriformes; Bagridae. Bases 1 to 618 code for a protein of 205 amino acids.
AUGAAGGAGCAGGAGGAACAGAAUGAACAGGAGGAAAAGCAAGAGGAAAAGAAGGAGCAGGAGGAACAAGAGGAAAAGAAGGAGCAGGAGGAAAAGGAGGAGCAGGAGGACCAAGAGGAAAAGAAGGAGCAGGAGGAACAAGAGGAAAAGAAGGAGCAGGAGGAAAAGGAGGAGCAGGAGGACCAAGAGGAAAAGAAGGAGCAGAAGGAAAAGGAGGAGCAGGAGGACCAAGAGGAAAAGAAGGAGCAGGAGGAAAAGGAGGAGCAGGAGGACCAAGAGGAAAAGAAGGAGCAGGAGGAAAAGAAGGAGCAGGAGGAACAAGAGGAAAAGAAGGAGCAGGAGGAAAAGGAGGAGCAGGAGGACCAAGAGGAAAAGAAGGAGCAGGAGGAAAAGAAGGAGCAGGAGGAACAAGAGGAAAAGAAGGAGCAGGAGGAAAAGGAGGAGCAGGAGGAACAAGAGGAAAAGAAGGAGCAGGAGGAAAAGGAGGAGCAGGAGGAACAAGAGGAAAAGAAGGAGCAGGAGAAACAAAAGGAGCAGGAGGAACAAGAGGAAAAGAAGGAGCAGGAGAAACAAAAGGAGCAGGAAGAAAUGGAGCAGGAGGAAAAUAAGAAGGAAUAGGAAUAACAGGAAAAAGAGGAGAAACAGGAAGAACAGGAGAAAGAGGAAGAACAGGAGGUACAGGUAAAAGAGGAGAAAGAGGAAGAGCAGGAGGACAGGACGAACAGGAGGAGCAGGGGGAACAGACGCUUGACUGAAGGCCACCAGUCCGUCACUGUGGACUCUGACUGUGUGAACACCUGGACCUCUCACAUCACACUGCCACACUGUAAGCGGACCUCUUUAAUAACUCCAGCAGAGGUCCAUGUUACAAAUAAGCUGUCACCUUCUGACCAGCAGGAUCACAGUAAGCCAUCGCCAUCAGAAAACCGCUCAUGUGACAGAAACAUUUAUCACUUCACAUGUUAAUGUGGUUAGUAAACAUAUUUCCUCAGCUGAAUUAUGUAGAUAAUCAGGAUAUAAAUAAAAAACUGGUAGCUAACCAAAUAUGAGCAUGUAACCAGAUUAAAUGACAGAUACAUCACUGCGGAUUUCAGUCAUGAUGUGUAUUAGACACGAUGGUGAUCAGGACAGGUGCUGAAUAAAAAGCAAAAGGGCAACACUUCAAAAAUGAUACUCUUGCAAUAUGUCUGAGAAGUGACACUGAUCACAGAUCAUGUAGUUCAUCAUGUGUGUAACGCAGAGUUUCAUACAGUUUGUGUAGGAUGAUCUUUAAGGUGUGAGGCGAACUCAGUGACUGACAGCAGACUGUCUUCAAGAUUCUUGAAUAAUUUAGGAAUCAUGUCGUGUAGAGACUUGUGUGAAAUUACUCUUAGUAAAGAGAUCGGUGGUUUAAGAGGAACAAAAAAAUAUUCACUGUUCUGUAAACAGCUCACAAAUUCCUCCAAUCAGAUAUGCAGGAAUCAUAACCUAAACUACCAUCUCCAUGUUACAGUGUGUGUGUGUGUGUUUGUGAGAGAGAGAGAGAGAGAGAGAGAGAGAGAGAGAGAGAAGAAAAGCGAAGAGAGGAGAAGACAAAAGAAGAAAAGAGAAGUUAAAAGAAAAGAAGAGAAGAGAAGUUAAAAGAAGAGAAGAGAAGAGACGUUAAAAGAA